Aquila chrysaetos chrysaetos is the source of this 2381-nucleotide messenger RNA. It is a transcript of the gene ACRBP, whose product is annotated as acrosin binding protein. NCBI's taxonomy places the organism in Eukaryota, Metazoa, Chordata, Aves, Accipitriformes, Accipitridae. Gene Ontology annotation, cellular component: acrosomal vesicle; nucleus. The record is from RefSeq and is a predicted model, not a curated record. The coding region runs from base 84 to 1985 and encodes 633 amino acids. The transcript is spliced from 11 exons. Gene Ontology annotation, molecular function: protein binding.
AGUGGCACGGCUGCCCGGGAGAGAUCAAACCAGCUUCCCACCAUGUCCUGAAGCAAGCCGGUGCUGGGGUGCUCCCCGGGGAGAUGUGGGGGCUGCUGACCUUGCUGACGUCCUCCGUCGCUCCGCCGGCGCCUCCGGCUCCGGGCAGCCCCCUGUCAGACGGCGAGUACCGGCUCUUCUUUGCCAGCCUGCGGCCCCCCUGGAAGGCAGAGCUGUCCUGCCGGCUGCGCCAGGCGCUCGGCUGCCUCAGCCCCGCCGUCCUGCAGCGGGACCGCGAGGAGAACCACGGCCGCGUCCCCGGAGGGCCAGUCUGCUCUGACUUCCCAGAGGCACCGUGGUUUCAGACCUUCUGCCAGUUCGCCCAGUACCGCUGCUUCAAACGCCAGUUCUACACCAAGCGAAUCCCGUGCCCGAGCUCGUCUCCUCCGAAAAACCUUCUCCUCCCGACGGAGCGGCCCCGCGUCGUGGUCUUCUGGACAAGGGGCAAAAGCUCCCCUAAGGAAGAAGCUCCGGGGCAGGCUUCUCUCCUGCCCGCCGAUGCCCUGCUGCGCGCCAACGUGGAUGCUCUCCUGAAGUACUCCUACGCGCUGUCGGGUCAGAAACCGGUGCCGAAGCGUCUCCCCCUGCCCACCCCGGGGGUGCCGAGACCCCCGCGGGGCCGGGGGCUGCCUGCGCUCCCACCGACCCUGCCGGUGCCGGCUGCCCCUGCCUCCUCUCCUCCCAGGCUGGGAUUCCCUGCCCAGGAGGAGCAAACCUGGGAGCAACGCCUGCGGAACGGCGUCUGGCGGCUGAUCCGCUUGGCCCUCUCCUUGGAGACGUCCGAGGGCUCUUCUCCGGACUCCGGCGGCAAGUCAGACCCGGGGAGCGCCGAGGAGGGGGUGCAGGAUACGGCCCCCCCCCGGCAGCGCUCCGAGGAAUGCUCCAACCUCACCCAGGCAGCGCAAAAGCAGCCCUGGGCUAGGAAACAGAGCCGGGAGCGCAGAGCCUUGCUCCCGGCCCUGCUGGACCACUACGUCUCCUCGAGCACGUGCACCUCUCUGCACUCCGGAUCCGUGCAUUGCUCUUCCCAGGGGGUUGCGGUUCCCCGUUCGGGCUUUGAAAGCAGCUGCGUGCCCGUUCAGCACAGGGCCCCGCGACAGGCCAGCUUGCCGCAAUCCUUUUACACGCCCUUCUUAGUUCCUCUGGCCUGGGGAUGCUUUAGGGGCUUGCCGAGCAUCUUGAGCUCUUCUCAGCCGAUCUGCCAGGAUCCAUUCACCUCUGUCCUCAGGCAGCUGGGGCUGGUGAGCCCAAACAGAAAUAGACCUGCAAAAGGAUGCCUUUUAGCCCUGAAGAAGGACGAGGCAGUGAUAAUCCUGUGCUAUGCAAUACUGGAGGGAAACUGCCUCUCGUCGGUGGUCACCCAGGCCUGGAAGGAGAUGGAAGAAAGAGUCCUUGGGUUCGGAGAUUCGGUGUGCGACAGCCUUGGGCGGCAUCACGUGGACCUGUGCCCUGACUGCGCUUUCUGCUCGCUCAAGAGGGAGCAGUGUCUGAACAUCAGAAACCUGGACCGCGUUCGCUGCCAGACGGGCAGCUUCACCGCCUACAUCAACCCCCAGAUCUCAGCCCAGCGCCGGGCUGCAGGCAACGAGACCAGCUCCCCGGAGACCUCGGAGUACUAUGGCAGAGGGCUGAGGAUGGAGUACUGGUGCAGCCGGAUUGCCACCCACGGCUGCGAGGACCCUCGUGUGACCCUCUGGCUGAAGGCAGAGUACGCUGCCUUCCAGGAUGGAGAUGCCCCGAGCCAGAUAUGCGACUCAGACGGACUUCGGCACCCCAACUACUGCAUGUUCAAGAGCCACCAGUGUCUCCAGCAGAGCCUCUACAACCAGAGGGUGUCUCGCCGCGGCUGCCACAGAAACGAGACGUACCGGGUGCUGAGUGAGAAGGAGGGAGAGGAGGAGGUGCGGCUCUGGCGUCAGAGGUUCCUCAGCCUCACCAAGGGGUGAUGCACGGAACCAGGUGGGUGCGCGGGAAGCACAGGGCUCCCGAGUAGGCUCUCGUGGUGGGGCAGAGAACCUGGAUAGACUUGGACAGCUCUUCCUAGACCCCUUGCUGGCCAGCCAGCUCAUCGUGGCCAGAUCUCACCUUCCGAGCACCCGCUCUGCACUGGCGGCAGCGUGAAGGGAGCCUGGCUCAGCAGCAUUUCACCGUGGCACCUGCUGGAACUCCUCCUGAAAACGUUUUCUGCAGCCAGAGGAGCAGCUGAACACCAGAGAAGGCAUCAGCCCUGGGAAUCUGGAUUUAGAGCCACUGGCCCAAGCGUCCUUGUCUGAAAUUCCCAGCCAUCUUCUCGCCCUUCUGUAGUUCUCCCAAGGAUGAGUCUGAAUGUAUAAAGAGCCCAU